This is a messenger RNA of Diabrotica virgifera virgifera (western corn rootworm), 1114 nucleotides long. Its product is annotated as clavesin-2-like. Lineage: Eukaryota; Metazoa; Arthropoda; Insecta; Coleoptera; Chrysomelidae. Gene Ontology annotation, cellular component: membrane. Gene Ontology annotation, molecular function: phosphatidylinositol bisphosphate binding. The transcript has 6 exons. The coding region runs from base 129 to 1034 and encodes 301 amino acids. The record is from RefSeq and is a predicted model, not a curated record.
AACGACUACGACCUGCCGCUGAAAGGAUUCUCAACAGUCGAAUUAUACGUUCAAGGUUUGAUUAUUGUAAUAAUUAAACGUAUUAUAUAUAGGAAGUGUGAGUCGUUUAGUGCAUUUUGGACGUGAAAAUGAAUCCAGAGAAAAGAAAGGCGUUAAUGCUAUCGCAUUUCGGAAAAACCAAUAAGGACUUGGAAGAAGAUGUUAAGUUGAUUAAAGAGUGGUUGAAGACUCAACCUCAUCUACCCGAAAUUCCAAGCGAUCACAUGAUUGCUUCUUUUAUAUGGAUUAAUAAAUUUAGUUUGGAAAAAACGAAGCAAAGAAUUGAUUUGUACUACACAAAUAGAUCAACUAUGCCGUAUGUAUUCCAAUUUGCAAAUCCAAAAAGUCAAUUUAUGAAAACAUCUGCUGAAUCAAGAUAUUUUUUCGUAUUACCUAAGCUGGUAGACGAUAGUUAUCGCGUAACGGUUAUGAAAAUAAAAGAUUGUAUUCCCAAUGACUUUGAUGUAAAUGGAUGGCUUGCAGAAGUCCUAAAUAGCAUUGAGAUAACACUUAGAGAAGACGAUAAUUUAGUUUUGGGCACCAUUUUACUGUGUGACCAGCAAUAUUUCAAAAUGGACCAUUUAUUGAGAUUUACUCCAACCGUCAUAAGAGACAGUAUAUUAAUUAUAGAGAAACUAUUAAACAGCAGAAUAAAGCAGUUUCACUUUUUUAACUGCCCGUCAUAUGUAGACCUGUUAUUCAAACUAUGUAAACAAUUUCUUAAACCAAAAUUAUAUGAAAGGAUUCGGAUACACAAAUCUACGGACACAUUGUUGGACUAUAUUCCGGCUGAAGUAUUACCCAGCGAUUAUGGUGGUAAAGAAAAAUCUGUUGAGGAGCUACAGAAAGAUUGGAACGCAAAGCUAGCAGAAUACCAAGAAGUGUUUGACCAACGGGAUGGACUAAAAGUGAACGAAAGUCUUCGUCCCACUCCAUUGGAGAAUGCAGAAGCUUAUGGAGUUCAAGGCACGUUUAAAAACCUGUCCGUUGAUUAAUAUUCUGUUAAUUUAAAAAUAAAUUGUGAUUAAACAAUUGUAUUAUAUUUGUUAGAAAUAAAUAAAAUAAUUUAAGUCUA